Fusarium sp. VM40 is the source of this 1602-nucleotide messenger RNA. The record is from the annotation of a GenBank genome assembly. Lineage: Eukaryota; Fungi; Ascomycota; Sordariomycetes; Hypocreales; Nectriaceae.
AUGGCAGGCUCGGAUAGUACAACAAAACGGAAGAGAGCUCGAGGUCCAAAGGUCAGAUCUGGCUGUCUUACAUGCAGCAAAAUCCGUCACCUGAAAUGCGACGAAAGAAAACCAAUCUGCUCGCGCUGUGAGAAAGACAAACGGACAUGCGAUGGCUACAUUCCAGAGUCGGAAUGCAAGUACAAGCCCAGGACCCCAGCACUUCAGCGAAAGCAAAACGAAGCUGCGUUACAACGUCCCGCAGCAAUCUCCAAAAUUCUGGUCCCUGCAGGUCUAUCACCAGAGAUAUUCGGCUCAUCGAUAGAACUAGAUCUUUGUCAUCACUUCCGAACAUGCACCAUCCCAGAACUGGCGAGCUCUUUGAACGCGAUGAGCUUUUGGCACACAUAUGCGCUACCCCUCAGUCACAACUCUAUGCCUAUAAAGGCUGCCAUCGGUGCUCUGGGAGGCGCCCACAAGGCCUUCAAACUCCAAACCCAGACCGACCCGUUCACUCAAUCUCUUGCCCAGUCUUAUGAAAUUGCCUCUGUUCAGCAGUACAGCAACGCUAUCAAGGUGAUGCACGAGUAUAUGAACUCGCCGGAUAAGAACUUCCAGGUGAUCCUUACGUGCUGUCUCAUAUUUAUCUGCACUGAGAAUCUUUACGGCCGUUACACCAAUGUCACUCGGCAUCUGGAGUCUGCAUUCUCUUUACUAAAUACCUGUGAACGAUGGAACGACGUGGGAACCCAGUAUCGUGGUGAGGUUGGACACAGGCGAAAAGGAGAUGACUUGUCCAAGUUCAUGGACAACAUCGGACCAUCGCUCUGUGGUCUCACCUCGGAUUUGUUCUUUUACAUGGGAGAUAAUCAUUCCCCAAAACUGGUAUCAGAGCUUCAGCAAUGGCUUGAAAGGCAAGACCCUAUAACCCUCCAAGAGCCCGGCGCGCCGUUCUUCUCAGCUCAAGCAGCAGCUUCCUGUUUAUCGCAUGUGGGAACCACAUUCGGGAUCGAGAUGAACACUGAUUGUCAGAUGUGUCUCAACCAAGGCUAUCCCUGCGGCAAAACCGGUCUAGUCUGCAGGCGUUUUGACAACGGGUUGGAGUCAGAAUCAUUCUACCGGUACUGGAGCGCACGGUACAAUGCCUUUAAGCAGAACUUUGAUCCUCUGAAGGCUUCAGAGCCAGAAAUGUUUCGUUUCAAGGUUCUUGAGCUGGAGGAGAUCACAUGGCAUGCAACAUUCAAGCUGGCUUCAAUCGACGAAGAUCUAGAACCAUCUGAUUGCAUCGAGAUAUUGAAAAGAGCAAAGUCGAUUAUUAACUUUUCACAAAGAGAGACCGGUCAUAUCUUCACUUUUCAAGCAAACCUGGUUCCGCCCAUCGCCUACGUUAUUAUCUCGUGCCAGGAUGAAACGAUACAAUGGGAAGGCGUGAGGCUUCUACGGCGACUUGGGAGAAGGGAGGGUGUGUGGGAUAGUAGGAAGAUGGCGGAUAUCUAUGCUAGUAUGAUCACCGCGAAAACAAGAAAGCUUGUUUCCUGGGAGCAGAUUCCAGAUGAUGUGCCACGGUUGACACAACUUCUCGGUUCGGUUCGGUUAGAUACCCCGGUCGAAGACAAUGAAUGA